Molecule: messenger RNA, 1672 nt
Organism: Petromyzon marinus (sea lamprey)
Lineage: Eukaryota; Metazoa; Chordata; Hyperoartia; Petromyzontiformes; Petromyzontidae
Source: RefSeq, a predicted model, not a curated record
AUGUUGCCCCGUCCCCCGGGGUCGUGCGGCCCGCGUUGCCGUGGUUACGCUGCAGUGCCCCGCGCCCCUCCCCCCGGUCUCCACGGCAACGCUGAGGCGCAGCCAGCGGCACACCCGUCUCCACGGCAACCAGGAGAAUCGUCUCCACGGCAACCGCACCUGGGCCAAGGAGAGGAGGGGGAGGGGCCGGCCUUCCCCCCUCGGCGGUGGGGGCCGGGGGUGGGGGCCGCCGCCCCCGCCGCCGAGGUGGGGGCCAGGCGGGGGCCGUGGGGGUGGGGGCCGCGGGGGGGUGCGAGGGUGGGGGCCCAGCGGAGGGCCCCCUGCGUCUUGAGGCCUCCCCCACCGGCGCUCAACCCCACGCGGAGGGGAGGGGCCGGAGCCCACGUCACGACGCCGCAGAAGCAGCCGCGAGCAACAGGAAGAGCCGGCGGCGGUGGUCCCGGUGGUGGUGCCGGUGGUGGUGCCGGUGGCGGUGCCGGUGGUGCCGGUGGUGGUGCCGGUGGUGCCGUGGGCUUGCCGGACCCCAGCAAGGUGCCCUGUGGCCCGUGCCCCCCGCUCCUGCACGUGGUGAGGCCGGCCGGACUCGGCCCCCCGCCGGACACCGUCGCCCUGUGCGCGGGGGGCGGGGCUGGGGGAGGGGGCGGGGCUGGGGGAGGGGGCGGGGCUGGGGGAGGGGGCGGGGCUGUCCACCCCCUGAGGCGGGAGCAGUGGCUCAAAGUGUUCCUGCUGCUGCCCGCGGGAGACCUCGCUCGCUGCCUGCGGGUGUGCAAGGCCUGGAACCGGUGGUGUAUCGACCGCCGUCUCUGGGCCCACGUGGACCUGUCACACCGACGGCCGGCGGCGGUGACGGCACCGUCGGCGUCCUCACCGGCGACGUCCUCACCGGCACCGCCGCCGCUGUCCCCGGCGUCCGGCGUCGUGCUCCGUGGAGUCGUGCGGAGGCAGCCGCUCUCGCUCGACAUCUCGCGUUGCCCCCUCUCGUUCGCACAGCUGGGCUGGCUUACGGCCAGGCUGCCCGGCCUGCAGGUGCUCAGCAUGCCUUGCUCGUCAUGGGCGAGCACGGCUGCCCUGGUGGGUACUCGCUGUGCCCUGCGCUCUCUCGACCUCAGCUGGACUCACGGCGUGCGGGACGCUCAGCUGCGAGACCUACUGAGCACCGCGCCAGACCCACGGCCCGGUGAGACCCAGCCGGCGUGUCCGCGUCUGCGUGGGCUGCUGGAGCUUCGCCUGCGUGGCGCCGACAUCACGGACGCCUCGCUGGGCGAGCUGGGCGGCCGCACCCCCCAGCUGCGAAUCCUGGACCUGGCAUUCUGCACCCACCUCACGGACGCCGGCGUUGAGGCCCUCGCCGCGUCGCCCGCGGGAAGCUGCCUGCACACGCUGUGUCUCACCGGCUGCCCGCGGCUGUCCCCACGCUCGCUCUCCGCCCUCUCUCCGUGUCCGCGUCUGCGUGUUCUGGACGUGCGCCGCUGCCCCCUCAUGGACCCCACCGCCUGCACCUCCAGCCGAUCCACCAACCCCAAGCUCACCAUCCUGCACUAGCGCCCUCGCUAUACACUACACUAUACACUACACUAUACACUACACUACUACACUAUACACUACACUAUACACUACACUAUACACUACUACACUACACUAUACACUACACUAUACACUACACACUACACUA